Messenger RNA from Setaria italica (foxtail millet), 1466 nucleotides. RefSeq lists its product as uncharacterized. The coding region runs from base 305 to 1177 and encodes 290 amino acids. The record is from RefSeq and is a predicted model, not a curated record. The transcript is spliced from 6 exons. Lineage: Eukaryota; Viridiplantae; Streptophyta; Magnoliopsida; Poales; Poaceae.
GAAAUACCGAAAGGAAAUCCUCGAACCCCGGAGCCCAAACCUCUGUCUCGAAGGUUCCAUCUCGCGUCGCCGGUUUCCUCGUCUCCCGUGGUGGUCGAGGCCCAGCGAGCGGCGGGGUUCCAGCGCGACGGCCACUUCCGGCGAUCAAUCGGCUGGCGGAGGGUCUGCGGCAAGGGCGUCGAAGCUGCGCUACCCGCUGCGGUCGGCGAGCAGGGGGAAGGCGGCCGCGUCCCCAGCGGCGGAUGCGCCUCCCACCAUCUCCGCUCCGCGAAGGGCAAAACCAUCUUCAGAUGUCAGCAAGAGCAUGUGCCUUGACCUUUCUGUGAAGGAUAAAUCAGCCAAACCUCCACGGAGGCACUCAAUACAAACUAAGCCAGGAGCUAGCCCAAGGCCAACUCCUUCUGGAACUGUUACUCCGUUGUCUGGGAUUCGGUCUAAGAGAUCAGACAGCCAGGGAAGGUUUGAUACUCCAACAUCAGAAGUGUCCAUGUCCACUGCAAGGCGCAAGUUCAGCACGCUCUCCUCAAUCUCGUACUGGAUGACACAGAUCAGGCUGGCAGAGGCUGCUUCCAAGCACUCAGUUUCCUUAGGCUUCUUUAAGCUUGCUCUUGAAUCAGAAUGUGAGCCUCUGGACCGGAUGAGGGAAGAACUCAAGUCCUAUGUUGCCCGGCAUGGUCUAGCAACAGAAUUGGAGGACCCAGUAAAGGACAUUCUUCAAGUUUAUGAUAUUGUGGAGGAUUUUGAGAAGCUGAAGAUCUCUGCAGAGCCCUCACAGCAACCUAAAAAGUCUGACAAGGCUGCUCGCACUACCACCAAUGUGUCACCCAAUGGAAACCUGAAGCCAAGGUCACUGAACUCUGAGGCAACUGAAAGUAAGGAAGCAGGAAAGAAAGAGAACAUUCAGAAGGUGAAGCCUGAUGCAAGGGUCAGAGGCUCCUACAACAGGAAUCCAGCCAGAAACACCACUGCAAAGGAAGUAGUUGCCAAGACUGCUGGUAAGAAAACCAAGAAACAGGCCAAGGGUCAACAGGAAGUUAGCAAUGGAGAUAGUGAGUCUUUGGCUGUCAGUCCAGAUCAAGAUACUGCCGAUGUGGUGAUGGAGAUUACACAGGAGGAUAAAGAGAACAUGGGGGAUGCUGAAAUGCCCAGGGAUGCUGGACUUCCACAAGAAGCCUAGAACAGCCCCGAGCCCCCGACCGACUUCAGAUUCAAUCCCUUUUUAUCGCUGAAGAUGAAGUAUUAGUGUGUGGUUGCUUGUUUUGGUUUCGAUUGUUAAUAUGUUACCGGAGCUUUCUCUCUGUGAUUGCUGAACCGUGUCUUGGAGAGAGCGUUAUGCUUUGAUGGUUGGUUGAUUGCUUGUAUUCCUUCAAUCCUUCAUUAAGUUUGCUUCUUUGUAUGUACUAGUCGUGCAUCUGAAUAUAGCUGAGUUUAUUUGUUUGCGUGAUUAUUUCUGACAGAAAAUUGCC